Messenger RNA from Closterium sp. NIES-65, 2715 nucleotides. The record is from the annotation of a GenBank genome assembly. Lineage: Eukaryota; Viridiplantae; Streptophyta; Zygnematophyceae; Desmidiales; Closteriaceae.
AUGGCGCGGGUUAAAGUGACUGCUGAGAAGAAGGGCAAGAAGAGAAAGGAGGCGACGGCCAAUGGGGUGGAGAAGACCAAGAAGGCUAAAACAGAUGCGAAUAAAGAAAGGGAUGCUAAUAAGGAGAGUUUAUCUCUCUUGGCUGUCCCGCGCCAAGUGCAGCUGAAGGUGAAGAAGGGCAGGGUUGUGGAGGAGGCGAAGAUUGCUGCGAAGAAAGCGAACGAAAAGGAGGUCAAGGCGAAGAAGGAGAAGAAGGGAAAGAAGGGGACGGAGACCGCGGAGAUUGUAGAGAAGAAAGAAAAGAAGGAGACGAAAGAAGUUAAGAAGGGGAAAAAGGGUGAGGAGACGACGGAAGUAACAAAAAGGACAGAAAAAAGAGAGACGACGAAAGAGAUGAAGGGUAGCAAGAGGGAGAAGCGGGAGUUGAAGGAGGCAAAGCAAGUGGUAGUGAAAAAGAAGAUUAAAGACGUGAAAGCGGAGAAGAAGGGAGCGACGGAGGGGGAGAAGGGGAAGAAGAAGGAGAAGGGGAAAGAGGGAGAGAAGACCGGCAAGAAGGGGAAGAAGGGCAAAGAGGAGGUGAAGGAGGAAAUUAGUGAUGAGGAGAUGGAGGAGGCGAGUGAGGAAAAGAGUGAGGAGGAAAGUGAGGAGGAGAGUGAGGAGGAGGAGGAGGAGGAGGAGGAGGAGGAGGAGGAGGAGGAGGAGGAGGAGGAGGAGGAGGAGGAGGAGGAGGAGGAGGAGGAGGAGGAGGAGGAGGAGGAAGAGAGUGAAGAGAAGGAAGAGGAGGAGAAGAAAGUUGUUAAGGAGGUUGCAGCGAAGGAGAGCAGUGAGGAGGAGGAGAGUAGCGAUGAGGAGGAAGAGGAGGACGAGGAGAGUGAGGAGGAGGAAGAGGAAGAGAAGAAAUUAGUGAAAAGGGAGGAGAGCAGUGAGGAGGAGGAGAGUAGUGAGGAGGAGGAGAGUGAGGAGGAGAAGGAGAGUGAGGAGGAGAAGGAGAGUGAGGAGGAGAAGGAGAGUGAGGAGGAAGAGAGUGAGGAGGAGGAAGAGGAAGAGAAGAAAGUUGUAAAGGAGGUAGCAGCGAAGGAGAGCAGUGAGGAGGAGGAGAGUAGCGAUGAGGAGGAAGAGGAGGAGGAGGAGAGUGAGGAGGAAGAAGAGGAAGAGAAGAAAGUAGUGAAAAAGGAGGAGAGCAGUGAGGAGGAGGAGGAGAGUAGUGAGGAGGAGGAGAGUGAGAAGGAGGAAGAGAGUGAGGAGGAGGAAGAGGAAGAGAAGAAAGUAGUGAAAAAGGAGGAGAGUAGUGAGGAGGAGGAGGAGAGUAGUGAGGAGGAGGAGAGUGAGAAGGAGGAAGGGAGUGAGGAGGAGGAAGAGGAAGAGAAGAAAUUAGUGAAAAAGGAGGAGAGCAGUGAGGAGGAGGAGGAGGAGAGUAGUGAGGAGGAGGAGGAGAGUAAUGAGGAGGAGAGUGAGAAGGAGGAAGAGAGUGAGGAGGAGGAAGAGGAAGAGAAGAAAGUUAUAAAAGAGGUAGCAGCGAAGGAGAGCAGUGAGGAGGAGGAGAGUAGUGAUGAGGAGGAAGAGGAAGAGAAGAAAUUAGUGAAAAAGGAGGAGAGCAGUGAGGAGGAGGAGAGUAGUGAUAAGGAGGAGGUGGAGGAGGAGGAGGAGAGUGAGGAGGAAGAGAGUGAGGAGGAGGAAGAAGAGAAGAAAGUAGUGAAAAAAGAGGAGAGCAGUGAGGAGGAGGAGAGUAGUGAUAAGGAGGAGGUGGAGGAGGAGGAGGAGAGUGAGGAGGAAGAGAGUGAGGAGGAGGAAGAAGAGAAGAAAGUAGUGAAAAAAGAGGAGAGCAGUGAGGAGGAGGAGAGCAGUGAUGAGGAGGAAGAGGAGGAGGAGGAGGAGGAGGAGGAGGAGGAGGAGGAGGAGGAGGAGGAGGAGGAGGAGGAGGAGGAGGAGGAGGAGGAGGAGAGCGAGGAGGAGGAAGAGGAAGAGGAAGAGACGAAAGUAGCGAAAAAGGAAGAGGAGAGUAGUGAUGAGGAGCAGGAGAGCAAGGAGGAAAAGAAAGUCGUGAAAGAAGAGGAAAGCAGUGAGGAAGAGAGUAGUGGAGAUGACGAGAGUGAGGAGGAGGAGGAGGAAGAAAACGCAAAGAAGUUAAAUGUGAAGGAGACCGAGAAGAAGAAGGGGGGACAGCAGCAGCAGAAGGAGCAGCAGAAACAGCAGGAGGAGCAGCAGAAGGAGCAGCAGAAACAGCAGGAGGAGCAGCAGAAGGAGCAGCAGAAACAGCAGGAGGAGCAGCGGCAGCAGAUUGUAUGGCAGGCGACGCCUGGCAAGCUCGCAGGCAGCAAGAGGGCCUUUGACGCCAUCUCCCCGGGAUCAGGCAGCAAGCCGGGCAGCGCUGCAAGAGCGUUCCAGAGAGUGAAGGUGGAGGAGGUGCAAUUCAAAGAUCCCCGGCUCAUGGAUAACUCGUACUGGGCCAAGGUGCAAUUCAAAGAUCCCCGGCUCAUGGAUAACUCCUACUGGGCCAAGGUGCAAUUCAAGGGCCCUCGGCUCGUGGAGAACUCGGACUGGGCUACGAGCGGGGCGGGCAGUGGAUGGGGCGCCAAGGCACAGGAGGUGCUGGGACAAGUCAGGGGCAGGGGUUUCCGCCAUGAGAAGACGAAGAAGAAGAGGGGCAGCUACAGGGGUGGUAUUAUCGACCAGGAAAGCCAUUCCAUCAAGUUUGCUGAUUCCGACGACGAGUAA